AUGCUUUUUGGGGGGCGUCUGUCUGAGUGUAUCGGGUUUAUACUUUUCUGUUCGAACCUUGCCCUGCCUCUUCCCACCGAGACUGCGUACACUUAUAAGCUACAAUGGCAGACCCAGACCCAGUGUCCGAAGGGCGGGCAGACUCCAAUGGUGUCUAUGGCUUGGUAUAUGCGAUCUCUCCAUGGACUAAUCCCAACCAAAGCACACCUGAAGCAGUUCUUCGCCUACGUACACCUUCUUUUCUCUUUGGAUUACACGAUAUUCGACGUCUUCCUUAUUGUAUGCGGCGUGAUAUUCGGGAUAGCUGGAGGAAUCCCCUUUCCUCUGCUCGGAAUUGUAUUUGGUAAUCUGAUCAACAACCUCAAUUUGACUACUUGUUCCACCUCGGACAACGCUUCGUCAAGUUUAUCGUCCAGUGUACGCACCGAGGUUCUUUAUGUGAUUUACAUCACCAUAGCGAACUUCUUCAUCAUCUAUAUCUACACGUCAUGUUGGUGCUUGGUGAGCGAACGUCUGGCGCGCCGUUAUCGCAGGCGAUACUUUGAAAGUAUCAUUAGGCAGGACAUGAACUUCAUCGAGUCACUUCCUUCGGGCGAUGUGAUCUCCCGGUUGGUCAGUGACAUUGAGACAGUGCAGAUGGGGACCUCGGAGAAGGUGGGCCUGGUGAUCUCCACUAUUUCAUACUUCGUGACCGCCUAUAUCGUGGCUUUUAUCAAGGCGCCAAAGAUCGCGGGCAUGCUGGUAUCAGUGGUGCCUUGCUUCCUCCUCAUGUCGCUAGUUGGAGGUCACUUCAUCAAAAAGUAUGCGAGCCGGAUCACAGCCAAUAUCAAUGCCGCUACUUCAAUUGCCUCGUCCAGUCUAUCGCAUCUGACCCUGGUUCAUGCCUUCAAUGCCAACGACCGCUUGGAGCGGCGAUUUGCCACUUAUCUCUCCAGGUCAUCAAUGGAUGCCCUCAAAAAGGCAGGUACGCAUGCUACGCAACUUGGAUUCUUGUACUUUGUUGCAUACUCAGCCAACGCCUUGGCUUUCUGGGAGGGUUCCCAGAUGAUUUCGAACUCCGUUGCCCACGACAACUCAGGUAUAUCUGUGGGUGCUGUAUACACUGUCAUUUUUGUUCUCAUCGAUGCUUCCUUUAUUCUGAGUCAGGUUGCCCCCUUUAUCCAUGUUUUUGCGUCCGCAGCCGGUGCAUCGGAGCGACUGCUAGCCGUGAUCAAUCGUCGUUCUGCCAUUGAUGGGACCGCAGACGACGGUGAUAAGAUGACUGCUUUCGGAGAGGAGAACAUUGAGUUUAAUGAUGUUCACUUUUCAUACCCGGCUCGACCAGACGUUCCAGUACUCCGGGGAAUGAGUUUUGUCAUCCCUCCUAGGAAGCAUACCGCCAUUGUUGGACCCUCUGGUGGUGGAAAAUCAACCGUGGUUUCCCUCCUAGAACGAUUCUAUGACCCUGCAUCAGGCGAUGUGACCAUCGGAGAGAAAAGUUUCCGAGAUCUCAAUGUUCGACAUUUGCGAGGCAAUAUCGGUUUUGUUCAACAAGAACCGGCUUUGUUGGAUCGAACAAUCCUGGAAAAUAUCGCGUACGGCCUGGUGGCUUCAUCCGCAGAGAAGCAUCAACGGCUCGCCCCGUUCAUUCUCGAUGAAAGUCUUUCGGAGAUCGCUGUAAAGAUCAGGGAAGGCAUGUCUGAGAACGAUGCUCUUACCGGCUUCGACGGUUGUGUUGCCGAGAUUGUAGAACUCGUCAGGGAGGCUGCCGCCAGCGCUAAUGCGUUAAACUUCAUCGAUGCUUUGCCUCACGGGUUCGCAACCCAUGUUGGAACAGCAGGAAAUCAGCUUAGUGGAGGCCAGAAGCAGCGAAUUGCUCUUGCUCGUGCUCUCGUGCGAGAACCGUGCUUACUCAUUCUCGACGAGGCUACGGCUGCCUUGGAUUCCACCAGCGAACAACUUAUCCAGGCUGCAUUGGCCAAAGUAUCUGAAACAGUAACCACAGUCUCGAUCGCACAUCGACUAGCUACUGCCAAAAAUGCACACAAGAUUGUUGUCGUACAGAGUGGACGUGUCGCAGAGGAAGGAUCCCACGCGGAGCUCGUGGCGCAGGGCGGCGUGUACGCAGAAAUGGUACGGCUGCAAAACCUGGGUAAAUUGAGCGUUGAAGAUUUGAAGAGCCCUCACGAUAUGAUCACCACGAGCAGUAUUCACGAGAGUGUGCAGCCGACAGACGAAAAGGAAGCCUUGGUAGGCAUUGGGGGUUCAGACAUCACUGAAGACACGGUGUGCGGUGAGGUACCUCCUGGUUCCACAGAUGGUGAUGGGAGCAAAGGAAAGAAGAGGAAGCGUUCAGGCUGGUUCACCAUCAAGUACACGUUCUCUCUGGUGCGGGCCAACCUGCCGUUGAUUUGCCUCGGGCUCUGUAUGUCCGUCAUCAUUGGAGGUAGCUACUCGGCCGAGGCGAUUGUGUUUGGCCACACCGUUGGCAGUCUGAGCCCAUGCAGAUCUUCUGAUGCCAUCAGUGAUAGUGGCAACCUUUAUGGGUUGCUCUUUUUCAUCCUUGCCCUGGUCGAGCUUACGGCAAAUGUGGUGGGUGGCUGCGCCUUUGGCUGGGCAGCGGAUAAGAUUCUGUAUCGGCUCCGGGUGUUGUCGCUACGAUCGCUGCUGAGCCAGACCAUACAAUGGCAUGGCAUGGAGGACCGGACUCCAGGAACUUUGAUCACUUAUAUCACCGGGGAUACUGCUUCUCUGAGUGGCAUUACCGGAUCGACUAUCGGUCUCCUCCUUGCUACAGCCGUCAACCUGGUAGCCGGGUUGGUGAUAUCGUUUGCUAUCGCGUGGAAAAUCACUAUUGUCUUAUUUCCGACCAUACCCGUCCUACUUAUAGCAGGCAUGAUGAAGCUCCGCGUUCAAGCCAAGUUCACUGAGCGGCAUCAGAAGGCAUUUGCCAAGGCCACGGCCAUCACAGUCGAGGCCGUCGAUAACAUCCGUGCUGUUGCAGCAUUCUCCCUUGAGAAGCAAUCUCAGGAAGUAUUCGUCCGAGCCCUGCGCCGCCCAUACCGGGACACAAUGAAAGCUAUUGCACAUGGCAAUGCCUGGUUGGCAUUGGCGUUUAGCAUCAGCAACUUGGUGUAUGCCCUCGCGUAUUGGUGGGGGUCGAAGCAGGUGGCAUCGGGGCUCUACUCCCAAACUCAGUUCUUUAUUGUCCUGCCUUGCCUGCUAUUCAGUACGCAGUCUUGUGGUCAAAUGUUUGCUCUGGCACCGGAUAUCUCCAAGGCCCGUCUGGCGUCGUCUAACAUUGUUGAUCUGCUCACUACCCGCUCCGCGGAGGAAGAGCUGGCUCCGGAGAAGCCCCGUCGGGGUGUACGUCAGACGAAUGGCAACGGUAUCGGCGCCCAGCUUCGUGGGGUGCAUUUCACGUAUCCCAAUCGGCCUGAACGUCCAAUUCUAAAAGGACUUACCCUGGACAUCAAGCCCGGUCAGUUCUGUGCGCUGGUCGGACCUAGCGGAUCGGGCAAAUCGACGACCUUUGCCAUGCUGGAGCGAUUCUACCGUCCUGCAGCCGGGUCGGUGAUCAUCGACGGAGUAGACGUGACUCGGCAGCUAGGCACUGAGUUCCGGGAUGAUAUCGCCUUGGUGCCGCAGGAGAAUGUUCUGUUCGAAGGAACGGUCGCAUUCAAUAUUGGUCUGGGUGCUUGCCCCGGCCAUGAACCGACACAAGAAGAGAUCGAAGCGGCGUGUCGCAUGGCGCACAUCCACGACGUGAUUAUGGCCCUGCCGGACGGGUACCAGACGAUGUGCAGCCACGACGGCAAGCAAUUUUCAGGCGGGCAGCGCCAGCGCCUGUCAAUUGCACGCGCGCUGGUGCGCAAGCCACGGCUGCUGCUGCUGGACGAGUCGACGAGCGCACUGGAUGUGGAGUCGGAGAAGAAGAUCCAAGAAUCCCUGACGACGCUAGCGGGCCGCACGACGAUUGUCACGAUCGCGCAUCGACUGAACACGAUCCACCGAGCGGAUCAGAUCUAUCUGAUUGAGGAGGGCCGCUGUGCGGAACAAGGAACCCAUCAGGAGCUGAUCCAGCGCAGUGAGACGUAUCGAACGAGUGUGAUCCACCAGUCGCUGGAGACCUAA
Messenger RNA from Aspergillus neoniger CBS 115656, 4113 nucleotides. RefSeq names its product ABC transporter ATP-binding protein. Gene Ontology annotation, cellular component: membrane. The transcript has 4 exons. Gene Ontology annotation, molecular function: ATP binding; ABC-type transporter activity; ATP hydrolysis activity. Lineage: Eukaryota; Fungi; Ascomycota; Eurotiomycetes; Eurotiales; Aspergillaceae. Gene Ontology annotation, biological process: transmembrane transport. The record is from RefSeq and is a predicted model, not a curated record. Bases 1 to 4113 code for a protein of 1370 amino acids.